This is a messenger RNA of Acanthopagrus latus (yellowfin seabream), 3720 nucleotides long. It is a transcript of the gene tmem178bb, whose product is annotated as transmembrane protein 178B. The transcript is spliced from 4 exons. Bases 2268 to 2999 code for a protein of 243 amino acids. The record is from RefSeq and is a predicted model, not a curated record. NCBI's taxonomy places the organism in Eukaryota, Metazoa, Chordata, Actinopteri, Spariformes, Sparidae. Gene Ontology annotation, cellular component: membrane.
CUUCACAGGAACUACCCACUGGUUCAGGUAUGUGGACGACACCUGGGUCAAAAUCAGAACAAGGGAAAUGGAAGCCUUCGCAGAACAUAUAAAUGCCGUGAACAAUUAGAUCAAGUUCAUGCGGGAAGAUGUUUGCCCUUCUCAGACUGUGCAGUACACACUGAAGAACACAAAAGCCUUAACACUUCAGAAAACCCACACACAGAUCAGUACUUGCCCUUCGACGCUCAUUACCCACCGGAGCUGGGCUGGGGGUCAUCAGAACCCUAAAUUAUUGGGCUGUGACCGUGAAGGACGAGCCAUUUUCACAUCUCAUCAAGUCUCCGCAUUAUCGCCACAGCAGCAGCAGCACGGCAGUUCUACACUGCUGUUUGUUCACACAGAACCAAGCAGCUCCAGUGUAAAGACGCACCAGAGUGUAAUUCACAAGGCAAGCCGGCACUCUGGAUCCUAAAGAGGCGUGAUGGUACACAUCAUGAUACUGACGUUUGUGUGUUGUUUUUCAACAUGUGGAUUUUUUUCAAGACAGUAACUAUAACAACACAAUAGUGGAGGGAGACAUACACUUGGUGAGUUGAAGUUUUUUUGCCAGUAUUGUUUAUAUUGUGGUAUUGUUUUCCUCAAAAAAAAAAAAAAAAGGGGGGAAAAAAAAAAAAACGGUGCCAAAGACACCCCCAGUUACUACUUUACCAUUGUUUGGUCCUGUAACGUUGCUUUGUGGGACGUUUCUCUUUAUUUUGUUGAGGGAAGCAUCUCUGUUUAGUUCCAACACUAAACACCAUCAAACCAACAAGCCUCCACUCCUCCAUUCACACAGGUACGGUUCGCCAAUGCUGGCAAACACUUUUUUGUUCACUGCAUAAUUCCAUAUGUGUUCCUUCUAGUUUUUGAUGUCGUCAGUAUUAAUCUACGUACAGGUUAGGGUAACAUUUUAGAAAAUAAUAAAAAGGAAAAACCACUGAAUGAGAAGCUGUGCCCAAACUUUAACUACUCUGAGAACAGCUUGUUUAUUCACCUCUGUAAAAAAAAAAUAAAAAAUCUGAGCGAGUGGUUUUUGAGACUCGGUGUACACCAGUGGUAACUGAGUUCGACCAAGAGAUCGACAGUUCAUGCAAAUAACUUUUUGUUUUUGAAGAGAACCAUCUGGGAGGGCUUUGAAGCUGAAACUGCAAUUCAAAGACCCCUUUAUCUAUCCCACAGAAUCAGACUUCAGUUGUGGCAGUGGGUGUCCAGCUGGGGUGCCACAGAACAUGGCACUCUAGAGUUGUUGUUCUGACAGUUGUAGUCCUGUCCAACCUUUCCAGCCACAGCAAAUUAUUACAGCAUCACACAAAUAUUAGGCUAUUCUAAAUACAGAAUAAUGCACUAUAAAUAAUUGUCAACUUGAUGGUGCAAUUUGUAAAAAAAAUAUGGCCAGUAUUUGAAGGUAGCACCAAAAAUAAUGGGGGCAGCAUGUCACCAGAGUAACUGACAACUCCUGCCACUGUGGUUAGCUACAGUUAGCUAAGUAGCUCAUGCUCUGGUGAGCCAUUGAGCCAGUGGCCCUAAAAUUUGCCAGGACCUAAACCUCAGAUCACAGGGGGAGUCAUCGUGGGUGACAGGGCCCCACUCAACGGGAUUGUGAACAUGGCUGGACAACAAACUGGUGCUCAACACCGCCUCGAAGAGGACAGGGUCAAUCUGAAGACACAGGAUACAGAGUGGCGGUGAUUUAUAGCAGUUCUGACCAAGUCUAUGAUUCAAGGGACAAGAAGACACAGCAGGCGUGGACAAGAAAGACACAAAACUACCAGAAUAUUUCCACAUCUUUCUCUGCAGAGCCGCGUUGAUUGGUCCAGGGACAGGCCGUCAUCCUAUCAAACGUGCCGGGGCUGCUGACUGUGCGGAUCCCUCUCCUCUGCUGCUGCUGACGGGCUGCGGUCUGCCCGGGCUGGCUGUGUGUCAGACAUCAGACGGAUGUGUGCUGAGGAUCCGGGGCUGAGAUGAGAUAAGCGUCCUCUGUCUCCGCCGAGCUGCUGCAGCGCCGAGCACGCAGGAAAGACGUUGUCACUCUGCAGCCAGAAACACCGGAAUACAAGGAUUCAACGUCUGCUUCGACCAGUGAGCUGUGUCAGCGGACGGGUUUGUCUUUCAUCCGCACCGAGUCCGCCGCCUGGAUAAUGGUCCUGACGCCGCUCUCCAGAGGUGAUGUGAGCUGAACUCGCGGGGAAGCCGCAGAGGAGCUGUCCGUCUGUCGAGGUGCUGAUGCGGCUGUGACAGAAGCGAGCAUGGCUGCCGGGAAGUUGCUGCUCUACGCCGGGCUCUCUCUUUCUCUCUGCGCCCUGGGCAUGCUGGCCGUGGCGAUGUGCUCCGACCACUGGUACGAGACUGACGCCAGGAGGUACAGGGACCGGUGCCGAAGCUUUUCCAGCCGCCGCAAGGACCCCGGCUUUAUCUACAUCCCCAACAACAGCCUGCCGCUGCGGGCCAGCCGGAGCAACCUGCCCCGCUGGGAGGAGAAGCUGCUGCUGGCCCGGAACCGGCGGCAGCUGUUCGCCAUGAGCGCCGCGGACGAGUGCAGCAGGCAGUAUAACUCAACCAACAUGGGUCUGUGGAGGAAAUGCCAUCGACUGGGCUUCGAUCAAGACAUCGAAGCCCUCAUCCAGAAAGAGGAAGCGCAGCAGCUGGACUGUAUUACACUGACAUCUGUCAGCCAACCACAGCACUUACCAGCAACUAUAAGUACCACUACUGGGACUGUUAACUUCAAGAAGAAGCUUACUAACUCACGACUACUUAUCUGCACUGCCACUGCUCCUGCCAUUACUACCACCAGUGCCACUGCUGCUUCUGCUAUUACAAUGGCUACCACCACUGAUUCUGCUACUAUGGCUGCUACAACUACUGUUGCUAAUGCUACUACUGAUAUGCCACUCCUAUUCUUACACUUGAACCACUACUACUGCUACUCCUGUGCCUACCUCUUCUGCUCCAACUACCAUGAUUUCUCCCGAUACUAACCCACGGCUUAUAUUACGGCUGCUACUAGCCCACUGCUAAUACUACUAUGAUUGUUGUUGUUUUUAUUGCUCGUGUACUUCUAGUGCCACUUCUCCAACUGUUGUCACUGCUCCUGUUAUUCCCUCUACUCCCUGACUGCUGCCAUUACCACUGCAAGUGCUGCUACUGCUACUGAUACCAGGGGGCUACACUUUAGGGAAUGGCUAUUGCGUUCAAGAAACAUAAAGAUCCACACUGCACAUGCAACUGUUGUUAAGUGAAAAUAAAGACAGCAAGUAUAUUUCCGAUGGAAGUGGACACAACUGCUAUCACAACACAUUUGUGAGACUAGCGGUGCAUUUGAGGACCUUGGUAUUUCCGUAACCCUGGUUACAGCCCUGUCAUCAGGGCAUGUUUAAUGUACAUCAAGUAUGCCACAGACCUUGUAUUAUCACUCUACAGGGGUCAAACAGAAGAAAAACAAAUAUUUGUCAUUUACAGUUGCUUUCAACAAGUAAAGUUAAGCUCCAUGUCCUGUUUGCUGUUAACAUGCAUUGUAGAAUUCUCAUUUAUUAGGGAUUUUUGGAGGUCAAAGAUUAGAGCAGAGCACCACAAAGCCUUCCCUCCACAUGCUGUUUCACUUUUAUUCCAUUUUAAUCUCUAAAUUCAAAUCACAGGCAUAGUCUAUACUGGAUGAUUUCUAUCAUAAUUCCACUAAAUGGCCUCAUGUUGCUGUGUCAU